CAUCAUGUGGAAAAGCUCCCGCUGAAGAGUUUGUCUAGUGAAGCAGAUUCCCCGUGUGCCCCGACCGACCUCCGCCUCGGAAAGUGACCGCCGGAAGAUCCUCGCCAUCUGUUGGGCGAUAGCGGUGAACCUUGAGUUGGGAGUCCGGAAAGCUCAGGAUAUUCCGGUAGUGAGUGGCCGGACGGUACAGCCGGUGUGUGCGCCAGGAUCGAGCUCUAGGUUCUUCGUCAGAACGAGACCAGCUGCGUCGUCGAAAGGAUGGAUUACUGGGGCUGAGAAGCAUAGGACACACAGUCACACUGGAUAUUAACCUCAACCUCACCCCCGCUCUAUCCCGGUUCAAGGAACAAGGAAUUACUGGCAAAAAAGGUGGCAAUUUUCGACAUACCUCAUUAACAAAAGCAAAGGAUUACAGUGCGUGUGAUUUUACUCUCUGUGGAAAACAAAAAAAAACUCUGUGAUACACGGUGAAAGCUAGCCAAGGAAAGUUUUCGUUGACGCAAGGAAGAACCCCAAUUUUCCCGGAAAAUUGAUUUUUACACGACCGCGGCACGACCCCCUCCAACACACAACACAACCCCGGCAGGCAACCUCAUAGUACAAAAAUCAGAUGAAUUUAUUUAACUAGGUGUAUAGUGAGAGAAAAAUCCUCUGAAAAUAAAUUACAAGAAAAAACAAACAAAUAGUGCAACGAGCAACCAAAUUUCGAAUUUUUUUGAUUUGACGUCGUGAAAAAAAAUCACUUUCUGUGUUACGAAAAAAAAAACCAAAAAAAAGUGGGAAUUUUUACACUUUAGCGCUAACAAAAAAGGAAGCAAGAGUGAAUCCGCACAUGCACUCUGGAGAGUGAGAGUGACACAAUUUCGUGAUUGAAAAAAAAAACCUUACACAAGCAACGCACUCACACAAAGAUUCGCGAGUGUUUAGCAAAAAAAGGUGCGAUUAAUCGCGAGUGAGCAAAACUAGUCCGCGCGCCGAAGAAAAUCAGCAGUGAUUACUCGUGAGUGAGAUUUUUUUCUAUCAGUGAGAUUUUAAUCGCAGCAACCCCGAUUUCUGUGCGUGCGCGUGUGUGUGUGCGCGUUUGUCUGUGUGUGCGCCCCGAAGGAGUGGGAAAAUUCCGUUUGGAGAUACCCGCCACGUGGUCCCCUCCCCCAGCCUGCUGAUCACCCGCCAGGAUUUGACACGACUGUGAGUGAGUUAGAGUGAGAUCAACCGGUCCUUUUCUCGCGAGUGAGUACCAGGAAAGGACACCCGCGACUUGGAGUUUUCACAAAAAGAUAACAUCCUGAAUGCGGCAGUCGGCACCCGUUUCUCACCCCGGCGACGCACAAACACCACCAACAUCCUCGCCCGGAGUAUAAUGUCCAGUGGCGAACCGGACUCGGCUGGUUCCCAUGGACUAGGACUCAGGGUCGCGCUUGGCGGGGGCUCCACGACCACCUCCUCCACGACCUGCUCGUCGCUGUCCGCGAUGGAGCCCCCGGCAAGUAUCAUCAUGAAAGCAAAGGACGAGCCGGACUGUGAUACCAACGACGGACGGAACAGCAACGUCGACUCCAGCAUGGACAGCAGCGCCCUAGCCACGUGCCUCUCGACGACGAUAUCGGCGCUGCGGGCAAGUCAUCACCACAACAGUGACCACCACCGGCGUGGGAACAGCGUCGACGACAACCUGUCCGACAACUCGGAAUCGACGACGACCAGUUCGGCGGCGGCCCAGCUGCUGGAAAGCCUCAAGAACAACCUGAACAACAACAACAACUCGAGUGCAAUCAACAACAACAACCCGUUGCAUGCCAACAACAAUAACAAUAACAACAACAACGGCAACCGGAAGUUGUUCGAGUGCGAUGUGUGCAAUAUGAAGUUCUCAAACGGCGCCAACAUGCGGCGUCACAAGAUGCGUCACACGGGCGUCAAGCCGUACGAGUGUCGAGUCUGCCAGAAGAGGUUCUUCCGGAAGGACCACCUGGCGGAACACUUUACCACGCACACCAAAACACUGCCGUACCACUGUCCGAUCUGCAAUCGGGGUUUCCAGCGGCAAAUCGCGAUGCGAGCUCACUUCCAGAACGAGCACGUCGGUCAGCACGACCUGGUCAAAACCUGUCCUCUGUGCAGCUACCGGGCCGGUACGAUGAAAUCCCUGCGGGUACACUUCUUCAACCGGCACGGCAUCGACCUGGACAACCCGGGACCAGGAACGCCCUCAUCGCUACUCCUAGCGCUGGACCAGCACAAUCCGGCCAAUCUGCUACCUGCCCUGGCCGCCAUGAAUGCGGUCAACGCGUUCAGCGACUCCGGCGACUCGAUGCGAUCCGUGGACAACGCUACCCCUCCGAUGCACUUCCUGACGCCCCACGUGGAGAUCUCGAUGGCGGACAACAACGAAGAGGCGCUCAACUGCAGCCGGGACGGGCCGAACGGACGGAGCAACAACACCAGCAGCAGUACCGGCAACGGUCCCGCGGAUGGUGGCGGCGGCGGAAGAGGCGGCAACAACGACCGAAACACCCCGACCCCCUCAAUUUCGUCCGCGUUGGACAUCCAGGCGAUCGUGCGGCCCCCGAACGGCGGUUCGCCCUCGUCGCCGCACUCGGCCGACUCGAACGCACCCUCCAGUUCCCACUCGUCCUCCAUGCUUCCAUCUCUAGUACAAAGCUCAAGGCACAUUAUUUUUGAUAACUCUAUUACACCGUCAAUCAGCUUAAUUCCUAUCAAGCAGGAACCAACGACAAACGAUGAGUACAAUGAAACCAAACCCCGAAGCAACAGCAGCGCGGACAACCCGACCUCCAACAUUAGCAACUCGAGCGACAGCGUGGCACCCUCCUCCAGCUUGACGUCGCUGAUAAAGGUGUCCCCGCUCAAAUCGCUCCUGCGCGAGGAUCUCAAGCGGCGAAUCUCGGCGCGAGCGUCCAGCCGGGCCAGCCGGAACGGUAUGCUGACGUCGCCGAACCCGGCCGGCAGCCCCGGCCCGAUGAACAGCGGCAACAGCAUGAACAACAACGCGACCUCGUCGCCGGCGCCCGAGUGCGGCACCUCGUCGAGCAGCUCCAGCAGCAGCAGCUCCAGUUCCAGCUCCAGCUCGAGCAGCGGCAUCGGCAACAGCGUCAACGGGACGACCUCGUCGACGAGUCCGAGCGGCGGCUCCGGCGUCAUCAGCAGCAACAACAACGCGACGGCCGUGGCCGUGGCAACUACCUCAAACGGUACCAUCACGUCAACCGGGCCGGAAACGGACCUGCUGCUGUCCGGUGGGCCCAAGUCCAAGCGGCACCUGCAGUGUCUGUUCUGCGGCAUCGAGUUCCCCGACCAGACGCUGUACUUCCUGCACAAGGGCUGCCACAGCGAGAGCAACCCGUGGAAGUGCAACAUCUGCGGCGAACAGAUGUGCAACGUGUACGAGUUCAACUCCCAUCUGCUCAGCAAAAGCCAUCAAUGAUGUUAGGCGAGGGAAAGGGAAACAUUUUGCUGGUAAUGUUUCUCUUUUUCUGAUCGCUUUCCCGACCAAAAAAAAACCACCACACACACACAAGAAACACUAGAAAGAUUCGAUUGUUUUCUUCACCCUGACAACAAUUUCGGUUGAACUGACUCUAAUCUCCUCGAGCUGGAACACAAAGCUGCGCAACUCUCGGCAGUGAUUACACGAACCUCAACUCAGUCGUAGCGGACUAUAAAGUUGCUGGAGAUCGAAUGCUUCACGCGGUUUCACCACUAACUCCUCCCAAAGUAUUGGUUUAGUCCUCGUUUUGUUGCACGAAUCAGAAUAACAAAAAAAGAACGCAAAAAGUUAGUGGAAAAGGUUUUAAUGACUUGCCGAACAAACAAAAAAAAACAAGUAUAUAUUUAUUGUCCGUCCAAUAGUGGUUAAAAAACAAGCGAACAAGCAAAAGGAGCAAGGAGCAGCACUCACACAACAUAGCCAAAGUUUACUAGAAGAUGAAGAAGUUUGAAGAAGUUCACACUAACACACAGAGAGAGAGAGGAGAAGAGGCCGUUCAGCUGAGCCGUUCAACGCCGCUCGCGGCUCAGGAAGCGUUUGCGGAUUGCGCACCACAUUAGGCUUUGCCAUCCUGCCGGCCAUCCGGGGGUCAAUUGUACAAGUGACAACAACACACACGAAAACACCACAACAACACCAUCACAAAUAGAAAAGAGAGGGAGUCUUUGUUGUAGAACAAACCUGUGUCUAGCCAGGGUGUGUCUUAGCAAUAGCCAGCGCGUAUGGGCGAUAGGAUAGCAAUACCAGCGGGCCGAAAUGUGGACGGCAACGCGGGCAGCUGAAAAUGUCCGCGGAAUCUUUAUGGGGGUCGCGGAGUGAGCGAUUUUGCAGUUGGGCUGCAAAAUAUUACAGUGAUCGUGGUUCAUUAGCGAUGUACAAACAAAUACGUUGAAAAAAGUCAAUUGAAAUGUUUCAAGCGUUAGCGUUUGAAAUGUUGCCAAACUGACAAGCUCCGACGAGCAGCCGAGGGGCACGACACUGUUGUUUACUGUUCGAUUCAGAUAUGUUUAGCAAAAUCGCUCACUUUUGCAUUUUCAGCUGCCCGAAAGUGCUCCCAUGAGCUGACGACGUUGACGGAAUGUAAAAAUGUUUGUUAUCUUUUUGAGUUUUGUUUUAGUUUUUGUUUUUUCAACCCAUUCUCAGAAUGUAAACAAAGCAACAUCUACGCCCCACACACACACACAUAUUUAGCUGUAAGAAAUGAAACGUAUUGAUAAGUUUAGCUAAAGGAUAGUUUGGAACAGGACGAACGAUUUAGGUUAGUUUAAAAGCGAGUGUUAUUUGAUAGUGAUUUGUUUUGUCUCGUUAAGUUUGGUUAGAUUUUUUGUUUGUUUGUUUGUUCUGUUGUGUACAGCGAUGGAUGCGUUAACAGGGGUGUGUAAAAAGAGAGAUGUAUUUGUUUUAUUUUUAGUUUAAUUGAUUAGUCGAAAGGUUAUAUAUUUACAUAUAUUAGGCGUUUGUUAGGUUUCUCAUUAGUUGAUAGACAGACAAAUGAACCCACACACACACACAAGCGCGCAUUAGGAAUCAUCAUAGGCCAAGGUGUAAACGACAGUUCGAUAGUGAAAGAAACUCCGUCUAGCGGAAGGGAGACUAACCUGCAAAAGAAAAAAAACAUAGCUAUAUUUAUACAUCUUCUUGUUGUUGUUAUUUGGGGUGAAAUAAAGUGCCGUGGCACGAAUUGAUUAUAAAUUUAAAAAUGUAAACAGCAAGUUAAAGAUCUAACGGAUACAGAAGUAAUCUACACUAUUUUCACACUAAAAAUUGUAAAACUUGUGGGAAAACAAAAAAGGUACUUAAAAAUUCACAAAUUUAGGAGCAAUCACGAAAUGAAAGAAAUCAAAUAGUUCAAAUGAAAUAGGAGAGAACAAUAUCGAAGCAGCACCACUACCACCAAAGCCCACUCAAGCCCCCACAAACACACCAACACAAACACCUCUGGAAGCAGCCGCUCACACCAACACGACCAUACGACUCAUAGCGCAAAAGAGAGAGGGAGCGAGAGCACCAAAUUCUGGACCAAAAUUUGCUCAUAAUCACCUGUUUCACCUUUACACAGAAAGCAAAAAAAAAUUUGCAGAAUACAAAAUAAAUAGUACCCUAUUUACUUCACAACAAUUUUAACAAACACAGUAAAAAACUCGUAGAGGAGAACCAAUUUAGAGAAAGUUUUAAAAUAAAGCACACAAAAGCAAACUUUUACGACGACCAUUCCGGGAAUAACGUUCACCUCACCACGACAAACCGCAACGAAAAUUAUUACAAAACUGAAAUGUUGAAAGUACCUACUGAAAAAAAAGAAACAAGCGACAAAAUUUUAUAGAUGUUUUUUUCUGUUUUACUUGAAGAUUCGAUAAAGAUUGGGAAACGUUUAGGAAUAUAAAACAUUAUUUCCACUCAAUUUAAAAUUUCAAAAUUAUUCAAAAUUUCACUUUUUAAAGCAAAAUACAAAUUAUUCGACAUUUUCAUAGUAAGAAUUAACGUUUACUCUUUCUCUUAGCUUUGAAUCGGAACAAAUAAAAGUACACUACAAAACAAGAAAAAAAGUGAGUCAAAAUUUAAAACAUUCUGCAUUUGCAACACAUAUUUGACUAUUAUACAAACUAUUGGCAAUUAAAUAAGAGCAAAAUUUCAAUUCAACAUAAACUACUUCAAUUCUCAUUCGUUGGCAAAAGUUGUAAAUACUACUCUAAACAAAAAUCAAACACAAAAUUUAGAUCAACUCUUAAAGCAGGUACUAGCCACUCACACUUACACAAACAAAAAACUGAAAUCGCAAACCAGUUUCAAUUCACUCUGCCACACAAACACACCCGAACAAAAAAAAAACUCUAAAACGAGAGAGCGAGAUGACGUUACAAAGAACGGUGCCUUCCUACACGAAGAGAGCGAGAGAGCGAACAAGUGGGAUUUGAAUGGUAGAACAAAAAGAGAAACAGGUGGAAGACGCUUCGCUUUUCGAAAUAGAAGAAGACAAACAGAAAAAUACAAAGCAAGUUAAAGAGCAAAACCAAAAAAUAAUUACCUUCAAAUAAACAAUAAAGUUAAAAAUGGGGAGAAAACACACACAAACACACAACUUGAAGCCGAAGAAGAGAACAAGAGUCGGAUGGAACCGGGUUUAAGAAAAAAACGUGAGAUAGAGAGAGAGCACGAAAGUGAAAGGGUGAAGCACAGCUUCCGGAAAGAGAGUCGAAAAGCGAGAAUGAGUGGCGAGAGGAAUGAAAACGGAGAGAAUACACUGAACCAGUGUAAAAAGGUUAGCAAACGAAUGAAACAAAAGAAAACAGUAGAUAGACACAAAUAUAUUUUCAAAAUAACGAAGUAAUUCAUAGUGCAAGAACAAAAAAAAAACACAAGUAAACAAGUGGUGAAGUUAAAUUUUUGCGGUGAAUACAUAGUGAAAUAGAAAUAGCUUAAUUUAAAAUGAAACGAAAAACCAACAUUUAAUGAAACAGGCCUUAUAACUAACACUAAAUGCAAGGAAAAGAGGGAAAAAACACACGCAAAAUACACAAUACAAAAAACACAAAACCGGGAAAAGGACAACGGAAAAAGAAGAAUAACACGAGCAAAUGAAACAAAGCAGAAGGAAACCAAAACAAGCAACAAAAACGAAAGAAGAAAAGAUAACACAAGAAAAAAAUACAGAGUUAGACAAUUUUUAUAUUAUCGUAGCAUGCAAAGAGAACUUAUAAAUUAGAAACUAAUUGAUUAUUAAUAUACAAAAAAAAGAUUAAAACAUAAAAAAGUAAUUUUAUUGACUUAUAAGCUAACGUUUAAAUUUAAAACAAAAAAAAACCCACAACUUACUCUUGCAACAAGAAGAUAAAAGUGAAAAGAAAGCAAAAAAUAAAUAGAGGAAAGGUAAACAAGAACAGCUGAAAAAAGUGUGACGAAGAGGAAGAUUACAACUAAUUUUAAGCCGCAAAAGCAAGAAAACGCGAUUUAAUAAAACAUUCCGUCUACAUGUGAUUUUUAGAGCUAGCUGAGCUACAGCUGAAAGAGAAAGAGAGGGAAAGAGAGAGAGCGAGAGCGUGAGAGUGCGCGCGAGAAUGAGUGUUGAGAGUUUUUGUCUAGUUUCGUUAAGUUGUACAAUACAUACACAUUAUAUUUUUUGUUUUGUUUGCGUCUGCCGAAAAAAAAAUAAAAACAAUAUUUUUUGUCUUUCUUUGUCAACACCUCUUCCCUUCUCAAGUACAUAUACUUUUAAGUGCGUUCUAGGUGGUUAAGCGUUGAUUCAUAGGAAAUGGCUCUAUUUUGACGAUUUUUUUGUUUUGCUUCGUUUUUUGCAAACGAUCGGUUUAGCGUUUAGUUUUUUUAGUUAAGCAACUCCGAAAACAAAAGAAUCGAUACCACACACGUGUAUUCUCCGCAUGCAGAAAGUGCAGCAAACAAAAAAAAACACACACACACAAACACAAAGUACGCUCAUUAUUUGGUUGUUAUUUGUUAGCUCGAUCAAGUGGAUACAUUUUUUGCGGAAACGAAAAGAAAAAAAUGAUGCAACAAAAGCGCUCUUAUUAAUCUAAAUUAGUUAGCGAAUUAUUAGACGUUCAAAAAAUUCAGGCAACAAAAAAGAAAGCAUUAAAAUUGAAAAUCUCGUUAUUUUUGUUACUCGGUUUGGCCAAGCAAAAAGCAUUACCAUGAAAAGUUUUUGAUAUUCUCUGUUUACUUAAUCGGCAAAAGGAAGAAGCAAAAAAUAUGAAAGAAGAAGCAUGAAAUGAUACAAAAAAUAAUCAAAACUAGAAGGUUUUACAGUUUUAAGGGUCAUCGAUGGUCGCGCGCGUGGUCAGCUAUUAAAUAGUGUGAACGGCGAUGGCCAAGAUGGACCAAACACACACACUCACAAACAAAGAAAAAAAAAACAAGUACAUUUAAAAAGAUACAAACAAAAUGCAGCAUAAGAUUGAUUACUUGAUUCAGAUAACAGCAAAGAUUAGCAGGAGAGUACAUAAAGUUUGAAAAAGAAGAAAAAUCUAAACGGGAAAAGAAGAAUACAAAAAAUGCAUACAUAUUACUACUAUAAACGAUGGUGAUGGUUCAAAUAAUGAAUUAAAAACGAAUUAUAAAAAAAAAACUCAAAACAAAAUUCAAGAACAUUACAAUUAUAUUGACUUAUUAAAUAUUAUAUUAAAGAUAUUUUCAAAAAUUCUAAAA
Molecule: messenger RNA, 8668 nt
Organism: Culex pipiens pallens (northern house mosquito)
Lineage: Eukaryota; Metazoa; Arthropoda; Insecta; Diptera; Culicidae
Product: ikaros family zinc finger protein-like
Exons: 4
Coding region: 1361-3445 (694 amino acids)
Biological process (GO): regulation of transcription by RNA polymerase II
Molecular function (GO): DNA-binding transcription factor activity; RNA polymerase II cis-regulatory region sequence-specific DNA binding
Source: RefSeq, a predicted model, not a curated record